This is a messenger RNA of Magnolia sinica, 604 nucleotides long. RefSeq lists its product as uncharacterized. Gene Ontology annotation, cellular component: Ctf18 RFC-like complex. The transcript is spliced from 3 exons. The coding region runs from base 40 to 447 and encodes 135 amino acids. NCBI's taxonomy places the organism in Eukaryota, Viridiplantae, Streptophyta, Magnoliopsida, Magnoliales, Magnoliaceae. The record is from RefSeq and is a predicted model, not a curated record. Gene Ontology annotation, biological process: mitotic sister chromatid cohesion.
CUGUUUUGAUUUUUGUUUCUCCUCCUUCCGAGAAAAAAAAUGCAGAUUCAGGUGAAGUGCAGCUGCGGUGAAGGGAAAUGCCCUGAGUGGGCCAUCAUAGAGCUGCAGGGCGUCGUCGAAGCUCAGCCGUCCGUCGAGAAUCGGAUACAAAACCUAGAGAUUGGACGGCUCUGCCACUCUUCCUCUCAGGGGAACUUCACUUUCACCGUUGGAUACCAUGAAUUAUCAGGGACGAAAAUACCCCUGAAGAAGCCACUCUUAGUACUGAAGAAAAAGAAAGUCGUUGAGGAAGAUGAGCCCAAUCCUCGUGUUUCUUCAAGGGCAGAAUUGGAAAUUAUUGGAAUAAUUCGGCAGCGGAUUUUGUUCAAGACAAGGCCUAAGGCUCUCAUCUCCAGACCGCAGAUCAAGGAAAAGAAGGCCGUUGGGUCGAAUCGAACGGUCGAUUAGUUGAAUGGAAAGGCUUUGAUUAUCCAAGAAAUUGCAUGGGAUUGAAAGAAGGGAAAUGCAGUUUUUCUGUAGCUGUUCUUGUUUUAAGUUGGCAAAAUGCUAUAUUUUCUUUGAUAAUCUAACCAUUGAAGGGCUACAAAAAGGGUUCUAGAGCUAA